Molecule: messenger RNA, 2340 nt
Organism: Orbilia oligospora ATCC 24927
Lineage: Eukaryota; Fungi; Ascomycota; Orbiliomycetes; Orbiliales; Orbiliaceae
Exons: 4
Coding region: 1-2340 (779 amino acids)
Source: RefSeq, a predicted model, not a curated record
AUGGAGAACCUAAUAUUCAGAACAUUGGAUGACGAUAAGUCGAAGAAGAAGGACAAAAAGGACAAGAAGAAGAAGAACAAGGAUGGUACAGCGGCGGACUCUGAGUCUAGCGCGGCUGGGUCCGAAAGAAAUCCUUCAAUUGACAGCCGUGCCUCGCAAAGCACAAAUGAUACCGAGCCAUCAGAGGCGGAAGGAGAUGUCCCGGCGUACUCGGAAACAGCAGAGCUACCGGUCCCUCCACCUGCUUUUGUCGCUCCCAUGAUUCGCCAUCUCCAACCAAACGUUUUCCCAACUAUGGACCACUGUAUGGCCCAUCUAAAGCUCCUACAUGCUUUCAGCGCCAUGCGAGAUCAGAUCGAAAACACAGAUGGCAUCUUUUUUGCCACAGUCCCGGCAGUUGGUGAACCCAUAACCGAUGAUCUUCGCCUCAAGGAUAAAAGAUGGAGUAUCUUUGUUUCAAGGGCAGUAUAUCGCUUCACCGCCUGGUGGAACACAAUACCAGCCCAGAAGGCAGGCGCGACGUGGCACCGACUGAACACUGGAUACGAUUUCAAUCACGACAUGGAGUAUGCUACUAUUAGUGGUAGAUACAUGCCAUUUGACAUGACGAAUCUACCACCAUUGGACGUCCUGAUGGUUUGGCAUGCCUAUACCUUGAAUCCAAGGUGCUUCUUCCAAGAUUGCCUUCGCUACGGGAGGAUGGAUUUCUGGUUUACUGGAUUACCGUGGGUUGCAAUUAAUGAAUGCAUAGACUCGUAUACCUUCGAAUAUAAACUGGCGGAUUCAGCAGUUUACAAAUGGGAAGCCAAAACGAGGCUUCCAUUCAAUAACUUAGAUACGCCCAAUUAUAAAGGGCAAUGUGCGGGAUGCGGUAACGCAUUUGAGGCGCCCUGGAAUGCCCCAGACGAUACCGGGUUUGCAGACAAGGGCUUCAAGCUCAUUUGUCCAACUCUGAGCUGUGGUAAAGUCCACAAUAUGGACACUUUGUCCAAGGACAAGUUCACCAGAGAGGCGAAUGAACUCUAUUCUUCAAAUUACCCGAUGCCGGGGACAUUAUUGGAUCUUCAUGGUCUUCCAAAAUCUAUCACGGAACACGAAAAGGCGUGGGACAACUUUACGAUGCCCAAUAGACUACUAAAGGAGGUUAUUUUCAACGUUCGGACGGUGCCUCAAAAUAGCGGGGUUUCUGCUAUUAGAACAGUCCUUGAGACUGCGCUAAAGAGCAGCACCACCGUAACAAAAGCAUCAACUACAGAACGAAUAACCCAGGGAAAAUUACUCAAUGUCCACAAGUUGUCCAUUCGCCGCAUGAUGUCAGCCUAUUGGGACAACCCCUGGCCCCAGAGCAUAAACCUCAUCGGUGCCGUUCUGCGACAAGGGACUUUCGUAUCCAAGAUGGCAAACGACCUUAACUGGUAUCACUCACCGGCCUUAGGGAACACUGUAUCUCGAGCUUGCACCCGGUACAACCGAUUUAUUUCCCUAAUGAGAGCUCGGUCGCGGAAGAUACUGGUUCCGACUCUUGAUAUUGAUUUGGCAUGGCAUACCCAUCAAACGAUGCCCCACAACUACUACACCUACACCGUUGGCGCAACCGCAAGAUUUGUAGACCAUGACGAUAAAAUUGAUGAAUCGAAACUUUCCACCGCAUUUGAGUAUACCACCAAAGAAUACCAAAAGAUCUACAAGGAGGCAUACUCGGAGUGCGGGUGCUGGUAUUGUCAAGUUGUUCGCCAACAAACAGUUGGUUCGGUAAGCCGAAUAUUCUCGAAAAAGCCAAUAGAAUUCGACUGCGGUACCGAUGAGCCUCGCAAUCACCUCUCCACACACGGUGUCGUCAGAGUUGAGGAUAGAGCGAUGGAAAUGCAAAGAAAAAUACUGAAGGCCAAUUUGGAUAAGGCAUAUAAGAAACUUUGCGAGGAAAGAAAAAAGAAGGGGAAGAAGCCGCCAGCGCGGCCUGACUACUGGGGGUAUUACUAUGGACCUUACUAUCCAUAUGCAUACUACCCUUAUGGAGUACCAUACAUUCCUCCAUUUGGUAUGGACCCUUGUAUUGGUAGCGGCGUGUAUGGCUGCAACCCAGGGUGUGUAGCUACAGCUGCUGGCGCGUAUGGAAACUGCAUCGCAGGUGCCUGUGGAACUCAAGUAGCAAAUGGAGGCUGCGGAGGAGGAGGUUGUGGCAGUUGUGGUGGUGAUAGAGCGGCAUGUGGAGGGUCUAAUGGUGCAUGCGGUGGUCACGCUGGUGGUGGUUGCGGAAGUGGAGGAGACGGAGGAGGAGGCGGUGGAGAUGGUGGUGGUGGUGGAUGUGGUGGCGGCUGCGGUGGCGGCUGCGGAGGUUAA